AGAGAGAGUUGGAAGAAAAGUGGGAGAAAUGAGCUUAAAUCAGAACGAGUGAGGAGAGGACUGUGGGUGAGUACAACUUCACAAAAAGCUUCACCCCCCCAUCUCCCUUGUGGAUAAAUAUGGUAUUUGGGAUUCAUCUGCAUGUGCGGCGGUUGAUGCUCCUUCUAGUCGUUUAUAACCAGAUAUCUCAUUCAUCCAGCUAGUUGUGCUUCAGCCCCGUCCAUCAACGGCAAGUCACUCUACCAGUUCCAGCAAAUGAUCCUGUGCACGAUGGAAAGGGCGGCUCUGGCACGCCUGUGGAGGAGCUGGACAAGUCGUGAUUCAUUCACUCGCUCAGCUCAGUGCUACCAUAACAUAUAAACACCUUCACCCUUUCUGAACAUUUGUGUUGUCAAGCCUGCAGGUGCUGCUAAUUGCACGACAAUUAUUAUGGUGACGCCCUGGAGCACCACGCAUGCUAAAACCAUCUUCCACAGCCCUUACAUUAAGUCAUACUCCUAUAACUGUGACGAAGCCAACAAGACGAUCACGAUCAGUAGAAGACGUCUGCAGUUAAUCGAACACAGGAUCCACUCCCACAAACGACACACCCAUCACUGAGCUCUCAGGAGCGGCAGCAGAUUGUUUCGUCUGCUCAUUGAAAUACUCACACUGACUUUGUAGGAGGACCUGAACUGUGAGCUGGAGCUGUGUCUGAAGGUCUUGACUCGCAGGAUGAACGCCCUCCAGACUCUGUUUCUCUUGGCCGCCGGCCUCUCUUUGGCCCUGUCUCGCCGCGGCAGGGCAAUCCCCCAGUUCAGGAACAUGAUUAUGUGCACGUUGCCUGGUAGAUGGCCGAUUAGGGACUACACUGACUACGGCUGCUACUGUGGAAAGGGCGGCUCUGGCACGCCUGUGGACGAGCUGGACAGGUGCUGCCAAGUGCACGACAACUGUUACGGUGAGGCCGAGCAACACGACGAAUGCUUGCCUAUCUUCGACAGCCCUUACAUCGAGUGGUACACCUGGAGCUGUGACCAAGCGAGCAACACGGUCACCUGUGCCAGUGAGUGCACCGAGACGACAAGAGUGUGAGGUUAUUAAAGAAAU
Messenger RNA from Pleuronectes platessa (European plaice), 1089 nucleotides. RefSeq names its product phospholipase A2. The transcript has 3 exons. The record is from RefSeq and is a predicted model, not a curated record. The coding region runs from base 715 to 1074 and encodes 119 amino acids. Gene Ontology annotation, molecular function: phospholipid binding; calcium ion binding. NCBI's taxonomy places the organism in Eukaryota, Metazoa, Chordata, Actinopteri, Pleuronectiformes, Pleuronectidae. Gene Ontology annotation, biological process: arachidonate secretion; phospholipid metabolic process; lipid catabolic process.